GAGGGAGGAGUAGGGAUUCAGCACUACCACAUCCUUCUAUCCUCUGGGCGCUUGGUACUCGCAGUGUGCGGACUGAGGAUUUGCUGUCGCGUGGCACUUUUGGGAUUGUAUGGCUGAAGCCUUCGGCUGAUCUGGAUGAUCAUUCGGCCUUCAGUUCUUUCAGCUUCUCAAGCACUUGGUUUGGAAUCGGCAUUAUGAUUCUUCAAAGUUGCCAGGUGAGUGGGAGGAGCACACCAAGCAGCAUAACCAUCACCUGCCUACUUGCUUUCCUUGGCUAAGACAGCCGAAAGGCAGGGUAGCAACAAAGAAGUAACAGUCAUCUGACAGAAAGUCAGAAGUGAACAAAGAUGUCUUACCACAAGCGCGUCUUCCAGUGCUUUGACGCAAUCUUGGACGACGGCAGCCAUCCUUUGCAUCCUUUUGGGCUGACAUCUGCCCCUGCCCCCCCACCCGGCCGAUCCUCGCAUGGUGGGGUUGGCUCCCAUCAGGAGGCCCUGGAGGGACGGGGAUGCCACCUAUGCGCCCAGGCCACAGAGGCCAGACAGGAGGCCCAGAGAGAAGCCUCAGCCUGGUACAUCCCUCCGCUUCACCAUCAGCUGCCCCAGCAGCCUGGUCACCGCCGGCCGGUCCGGUUUCAGGAGGUCCCUGAUGACACCCCUGGCCACCACCACCAUCACCACCACCGCCACCUCCUCAACCGGCAUAACAAGAAGGUGGUGCUGGUGAAGAACAGCGACCCCUCUGUUCGGAGGACGAUUGUUCUUCAUCGCAAGACCCUCCGCAGCCUGGGUUUUUUUUUGGACGAGCUGUCAGACUUCAUGCAGUACCACAUCAGGAAGCUCUACACCCUGGAGGGACGCAAGAUCGACAGUGUUCAAGGUCUUCUUCAGUGCCCCAGUGUGUUGAUCUGUGUGGGUCGUGAGCCCUCCCACCCUGUCCUGCUGGAGAACUUCCGGAAGAACACCGACGACCGACUUCCACGUCUGAGUUCAAAGUCGCUUGGGCGCUCCAGCGUGGCCAGUAAAGGACAAGAGAGCAGCUUGGGACUUGAAACAAAACCAAGUGUAAUUCAUCCAAGAUCUGGAUCCAGCAAUCGAUCAACCAGGCACUCCAUAUCAUCAGACAAAUCACUCCCACCGAUCAAAUCUACAUCACCAGCACAAGUGGACCCAUUCCCUCAUUCAAGUGAAGGACUGAAGGAGGACGACAUUGAAAAAAGGGUACUAGUCAACAAAGAUGGCAGCCUAUCAAUGGAAAUGAAGGUGCGUUUCAGACUCCUGAAUGAUGAGACAUUACACUGGUCCACACAAAUAAAGAAGUCAGUGGGAAUGGCCAACGAAAGCCAAGGAUACCAGGACAAAUGCUAUGUUCAGCAGAGCAGCCUAGAAAGCUCAGAGCGUGAGUCCCUCUCAUCUGGCGAGGCUGACGAUGCAUACAUCACCAAGCUGCAUCAGAAACAUCUAGAGGACCCUCACUGUCAGCAGUGCUGUGGCCACUGCCAGGAGUAUGAUAUCUGGAAGACCCGUAUUUCCGGGGGACAGGGGACUGUCCAACAUGUAACGACCUCCAGCUCCAGCGCCUCCUCACGUGUCAUUAUCCAAAAAAAGGGUUCAGUGGAGACCAUGUCUAGUGAGGAGAUCACAGAGCAUGUGGUGGAAAAAACGUCUUGCUUCCAGGUUGAAGGAGGUGGCGACACCACGGUGGAGUACUGCACAAUUAGCCGUGGCUGCAGCAGGAGCGAGGUGUGCUCAACAUCGUCCACCAAGUGUAAAAAUGAAGCCUCCACCAUGGGCAAGAGCGCGAGCAUUGACCCAAACCAGUCAUCAGACAACGACGAAGCUCUGGCUGAUAGCACAUCCUCAGUUCCCUCCAAGGAGUCUCAGAGCGAGAUCAGUGUCAAGGUCAUGGAUGCAGAUGAAGAGGAGCGGCCUGCGUCGACUGUUAGUCUUUCCUCUCAGAUCCUUGCGUCGCUCAGGGAAGAUCAGGACGAUGAAGAUGAUGACCUUCCACCAAGUGCUUCAAGAGCCUGCAUAUGUUCACAGAAUAGUAAUGCAGAGGAGGAAGAGUCCACCAGAAGUGCUGUUUUGUGUGCAGAAACAACACCUAUGCAACAUCUAUCCCCCAGACCUCAGAGUAGUAGGGCGUCCCCUGUGGGCUCCAACAAGUCCAAGAAGUCAGUCAAGGCUUUGUCUUCGAAACCAGCAGAUGGACCAGAUGACCAAGCAUCAAGCAAGUCUGAAUGCAAAGCUGCUGAUGAAGCAGUGGAUGCAACCGAAGCUGAUGGCGGUAUUGCUGAAGCUACAGUAGAAGAGGAUGGACAAGAAGCAAACCCUUCAGAGGAUACAACACCCAAAGACAUAGAAACAGAGGAGAGGGCCUUGAGCUCACUGUCUGCCAAAUCAAAUGUCUCUACCAGGUCCAGGACGUCCAAAGUUGGGGUUUCAAGAGUUCAAGAGCAAAAGGGAGAGAGAUCAUCAAGUGCCAUGUCAGUCAAAUCUAAUGCCUCAGCAAAGUCAAGAUCGUCCAAUGUUUUAGCUCUAGAAUUGGAAGUGCAAGAACAUGAGACAGACAAAAGACCCUCAAGUGCCAUGUCAGUUAAAUCAAAUGCCUCAUCAAGAGCAAAGUCUAAAAUGUCAGAAGUGGCAGCUGAAGAAAACCUUACACCAAAAGAAGAUUAUGUAAGAGCAUCAAGUGCUUUGUCUGUUAAAUCUAAUGCCUCAAGGAUCACCAACAUUUCUGUUGUUCCUGCUGAAGUAAAUGCUGAAGAUGAAUUGAAUGAUGCUGAGGAGAGAUCACCUAGUGCUAUGUCUGCUACGUCCAAUGUGUCUACAAUAUCAAACAAGUCUGAGGUUUCUGAACUUUGCAUGGAUGAAACUGAGAGGGCCUACAGUGCUAUGUCUACCAAGUACAAUAUGUCGGAGAGACAUAAGAAAUAUGACAUUUCUGAUGAUCCUGGUGCAGAAGUUCUUACUGAAGAAAAUGCAGACAAUCCAGGCGAAACUGAAGAAAGAGCACCAAGUGCUAUGUCUGCUAAGUCAACUAAGUCGGAUGUUUCUGCAAAUUCAAAUAAGUCCAAGACUUCUGAACUAUGCCCUGGAGAAGAACUUAGAGGAGUGAGUGCAUUGUCUGGUAAGUCUGCUAUUUCUGCAAGAUGCAAGAAAUCCAAAGUUAUUCCUGCUGCAGACAAUGCAGAAGUAGAACAAACCGAAGUGAGAGCACAAACCCCUUUCUCUGUCAAAUCAAACACAUCAAGGAAAUCAAAAACUUCAAAAGUGCCAGCAGAGGACACACCUGGAGAUGAAAGAAACAAAGCUGCUGCUAAAGGGAAUUUAGAAGAAACUUUAGAAAAAAUGGAAGAUAGAGCACUCAGUGCUAUGUCUACUAAGUCAGUCGAGUCCAAUAUUUCUGGAAUAUCAAAUAAGUCUAAUGUUGAUAUACUUUGUGUUGAUGAACCUGAGAGAUCAACCAGUGCUAUGUCUGCUAAAUCAAAAGCAUCUGAUGUUCCUAUUGAAGACAAUGCAGAAGAUAUCGUAGAGGAAAUUGAAGUAAGAGCACCUAGCACCACGUCUGCCAACUCACCUAAGUCUAAUGGGUCUGAAAGAUUAAAGAAAACCAAAGCUUCUCGGCUUUGCAUUGAAGAAACUGAGAGAUCGUCCAGUGCUAUGUCUUCUAAAUAUAAUUGUUCUGCAAGAAACAAAAAAUACAAUGUUUCUGAUGAAAAGGAGAAUGGAACUGAAAAGAGAGCAGUUAGUUCUAUGUCUGCUAAAUCAAAUGCUUCAGUUAAAUCAAGGAAAUCUGAAGCUGCUGAGGAAGAAAUUGAAGUGGGAACUGAGGAAAACUAUGAAGCGGAAAUAGAAGAAUCUGAAUGUCUAGCUAAAAUGUCCACAGAUGCUGAAGAACAUCAACCUGCCAUUCUGACUGAAGAAAUAGCAAAAGCUGAGAAUGAAAAAAUGGAUGCUCCCGAUGAAGAACCUGCAGAAGUUGAGGAAAAAAGAAAUUAUGCUCCAGAUCUAGAAACAACUGAAGAUCCAGCUACAGAAGCCACGAAACAACAAACUGACAUUAUGGUAGAAGAAACCCCAAAAGUUGAUUUAGAAGAAUCUGAAGUUUCUGCUGAUGAAACCAUUGAAGCUACAGUUGACAAUACUGAAGUUAAUGCUGGAGAAAAUGCAGAAGAAGUACAAACAGAAGUUAAAUUUGACACCGAAGACAGAGCAUUGAGUGCUAUGUCUGAUAAGUCCAAUGUUUCUGCAAGAUCAAGUAAAUCAAAUAUUUCUGUAAGAUCAAACAAAUCUAAAGCUUCUCCAAUUCCUCCUGAGGGAAAUGGAAACAAGGAGAUGGAAGGUGCCGGAGGGAGACCACCAAGUACUCUGUCUACUAAGUCAGCUAAGUCUAAUAUUUCUACAAAAUCAAAGAGGUCCAAGGUUUCUCCACUUUGUCCUGAAGAACAAAUUGAAGAGAGAGCACCCAGUGCAUUGUCUGGUAGGUCUGCUGUUUCGGCAAGAUGCAAAAUACAUAAGAAAUCAGCUCCAGCUAAAAUAAAUUCAGAAAAAGAAGCAGGAGAAACUGAAGAGAGGUCAACUAGCGCCAUGUCUGCCAAGUCUGUGAUGGUGGCUGAUAAAACCACUGAGCCUGAGGAAGAAAAAGAAGAUCGAGCUCCAAGUGCUAUGUCAGCUAUGUCCAAUAUCUCUGUCAGAUCAACAAAAUCCAAGAUAUCUGUAGCUUCUGCUGAAGAAACUACUAAAGAUGUUCUGGAUGAAAAAAGUACAGUAGAGACCAAUGAAAACAAAAACAGUGAGGAGAGAACAAUCAGUGCGAAGUCCAAUGUUUCUGGACAGUCAGCAAAGUCUAAAGCUGCUGACAUUUCUCCUGUGGAAAAUGAAGACAAGGACUUGGAAGAAGUUGAAGACAGAGCAUCUAGUGCCAUGUCAACUAUCUCAGUUAAGUCACAUUUUUCGACAAGAUCAAAGAAGUCAAACAUUUCUGAAUUUUGUGUUGAAGAACCUCAGAGAACUUCAAGCUCUAUGUCUGCUAAGUCCAAUGUUUCUGCAAGAUCUAUAAAAUUGAAAUCUUCUGGUGUUUCAGCUGAGGAAAAUGCAGAGGAGGAUGUAGAGGAAACUGAGGCAAGAGCAUUUAGUACUGUGUCUGAGAAGUCUGAAGUUCCUGCUGAAGAAACUGCUCAACCUGAAGGGGAAAUAGCUUCAGCCGAUGAUAACACUCUAGAUGAUGAGAGAACCCCAAGUGCUAUGUCUGCUAUGUCCAAUGCUUCUGUGAGAUCCAGGAAAUGCAAUGCAUCUGAAGUUCCUGCUGAGGAAAAUGAAGGAGACAAAGGAGGGGAAAUGGAGGUGAGAACCCCCAGUUCUAUCUUAACUAAGUCCAACAUUUCUGAAAGAUCAAAAAAAUCUAAAGAUUUAGAUGUCCCUGCUGAGGAAAAGGAAGUAGAAGAAAGUGCUCAAACAGAGGAUGAAACAGAGGAAAGGGCUAUAAGCGCUAUGUCUGGUACAUCAGCUAUGUCCAGUGUUUCAAGAAGAUCCACAAAUUCCCAAAGUUCUAAUACUCAUGCAGAGGAAACUGUUAAAGAAGUACUGGCUGAAGAAAAUAUAGAAGAGACCAAUGAAAAAAAAGACAAUGAGGAGAGGCCAAUCAGUGUUAUCUCUGCUAGGUCCAAAGUUUCUGUAAGAUCAGUGAAGUCUAAAGCUGCUGACAUUUCUCCUGUGGAAAAUAAAGACUUAAUAAAGGACUUGGAAGUUGAAGAGAGAGUACCUAGUGCCAUGUCAACUAUAUCAGUUAAGUCAAAUUUUUCGACAAGAUCAAAGAAGUCAAACAUUUCUGAACUUUGUGUUGAAGAACCUCAGAGAGCCCCAAGUGCUAUGUCUGCAAAGUCAGCCAAGUCCAAUGCUUCAGUGAGAUCAACAAACUCUAAGGUUUCUGGUGUUUCAGAUGAGGACAAUGCAGAGGGGGAAGUAGAGGAAACAUAUAUUACUGUGUCAGAUAAGUCGGAGGUUCCAGAUGAAGAAACUGAUGAAACUGAAGGGGAAAGGUCUCCUGAUGAUAACACUCCAGCUGAAAAGAGAACUCCCAGUGCUAUGUCGGCUAUGUCCAAUGAUUCUGUUAGAUCCAAGACAUCCAAAACAUCUGAAAUUCCUGAUGAGGACGGUGAAGGAGACAAAUCAGAGGAAAUGGAGGAGAGGACCCCCAGCGCUAUGUCAGCUAAGUCCAACAUUUCUACAAGAUCAAAAAAAUCUAAAGCUUCAGAUGUCGUUGUUGAAGACAAGGAGGUAGAGGAAACUGCUCAAACAGAGGAUAGAAUGGAGGAAAGGGCUAAAAGCGCUAUGUCUGGUACAUCUACUAAGUCCAAUGUUUCAGCAAGAUCCAGAAAGUCUAACAUUUCUGCAAAAUCAGUAAAGUCUAAUGCUUUGAAAGUUCAUUCUGUGGAUAAUGGAGAUGAGGAAUUUGGAGAAAUUUCUGAGAGAGCACCAAGCGCUUUGUGUGCCAAAUCAAAUAUCUCUCCAAGAUCAAAGAAGUCCAAGUUUUCAGAACUUUGCAUUGAAGAACCUGAGAGAUCAUCCAGCGCUAUGUCUGCUAAGUACAAUAUUUCAGCAAAAAACAAGAAAUAUGACAUGUCAGUUGAUCCCACAACAGAUGAAAAUCAAACUGAGGAAAGAGCAACUGGUGUUAUGUCAGCCACGUCUAAUGCAAAAUGUAGAAAAUCUAAAGCUCCUGAAGUUUCUUCUGAAGAAAGCAGUGAAAAUAUUGCAGUGGAAAGAGAGGGAAGAGCACUGAGCCCUAUAUCAAUGAGGUCAGCUAAGUCUAAUAUAUCUGCAGGGUCCAGACAGUCAAAUGUAUGUGAAGUAACUGCUGAAGAAGAAAAUCAUACAGAACAGAGAUCAACCAGUGCUCUGUCAGCUAAGUCCUUUGUUCCUGCUGAACUUGAGGAUGAAUCAGAAGAACGAGCUCUCAGUGCUAUGUCAGUAAAGUCUAAUGUCUCUGCAAAAUCAAAGAAAUCUAAAGCUUCUAAAGCUCCUUCUGAGGAAACAGCUGAAGAAGUUGAGGCAGAAGAAAAUUCUGAUUAUACGGUUGGAGAAACUGAAGUUCCAGCUGAGGAAAAUGCAAAAGAGGAAGAAGAAAAUGAAGAGAGGACAAACAGCACCAUAUCAGUUAAAUCAAAUACUUCAACAAGGUCUAGGAAAUCCAAUGUCUCAGAAGUAGCAAUUGAAAAAACUGCUGGACCUGUAGACCAAGGCAAGAGUUCUCCUGCUGAAGAGAAGAUGAAAGAGAGAGCACCCAGUGUGAUGUCAGAAGAAAAUGGUGAAGAGGAAAAUGAGGAAACUGUGAAAGCACCUAGUUCUAUAUCACCUAAGUCAAAUAUCUCUGCAGGAUCCAAGAAGUCAACUAAGUCAAAGUACUCAGCUAAAGAAGCGUCCGAACAAGAACACUUGUCAGGGGAAGCUCCUCCUGAAGAGAAGGCAGCAGAAGAAAAUGAGCAAACUGAAGAAAGAGCACUGAGCUCUAUGUCUGCCAAAUCAAAUAUAUCUGCAAGAUCAAAAAAAUCUAAAGUUUCAGUUAUUGAUCCUGACCAUGAAGCAGAGGAAAAGGCAACCAGCAAUGUAUCUGCAAGAUCCAAGAAGUCCAACAUUACUGAAGUUCCUGCUGCAAAGCAAGUAGCAGAACAUCUUGAGAAAGCACCAAGCCCUGUAUCCACUAAGUCUGCAAGAUCAGGUAGGACCGAUGCAUCAGACAAAUCCAAAUGCAUGUACUGUAAAUCCAAACCAAAAGAUAGCAUAACAGCUGAAGUCACUGAACGACCGAGAAGCAAUAUGUCCAAUGUAUCUUCCCACCUGCAGGUGAAAGGACAGAAGGACAAAAACAAUUUGGAUGAUGCAAUAAGCGAUAAAGAAAGUGAUAUUUCGUUGAAGACCAACAGAUCAAAGAAGACUCCCAUUAAAAUAGACACUCCUAGGCCUAACUCUACUGCAUCAGAGAGUCGACUCACUCCUCCACCAGAUGGCCCACCAACUCCAAGACAAAUCAAAAAACCUGUAAUUUUACUUGGUGGCUCAAGUGACAGUAAUAAGUCACAUGCAGCAAAUCAAUUGAAGGAGAAGGCUAACAUCUCAGGCAAUGAAAACAGCCCUUUGCAAGCCACAGACAGGAACGUCAAUGACAACAAAAGUGAUAAAAGUGGAAAGUGUAAACACAGGAAAGUCACAUCAUCACGCAGCUCUUCCCGACAGCUUCUGGAAGGAGAUGUCACUGAGCUGGUUCCCUCCAAUCUACCCAACUCCUCUCCCACAGAGGUUGUGAAUGAGUGGCUUAAGAAAAUACCGUCGGACAGUGCAAUGUACACCAUUGGAGAUGAAUUUAGUGACAGAGGACAUUCACCAGAAGAAAUGUCACAAAUGGAAAAACGGACCAAGAACAUUGAUAGCAGUCCUGAGUGUGAGACUCAGACCAGAAAGGAAGAGACUGAAAACACAGUGUCAAACCACACUACUGAGACGCCACCAGAGACACCACCACAGAAGCCACCAGAGGAAACUAACCCCUGCACCAUUCCACACGAUGACGCAUCAAAGAGCUUUCACUCCUCGGUGCAGGUGAUGAAAGUUCUGUUGAGUCCUAAGCUUGACAGAUGUAACAGCUUACCUGAGGUUUCCCCAGUGUAUGGGCGUAAACUGAGCACGUCGGCCAGAGGUCUCCUGGAUUGCCUCGCAAAGUUGCAGUUGAUAGAUUUUGAUCCUAAUGAAGCAGACAACAAGGAAGCGAGGUACAGGGAGCUAAUGAACAUUCUGCAGUCACUCUGGUUGUGUGACCCUGCAAAGAAUCAAAAGCAAGAGCAAACCCGCUGCGAUCAACACUCUGUGGAUGGUGACACCAAAGCAAGGUCUUCCUCUGGGGUGGAUGUCAGCAGUGGCUCAACAGGCUCAGGCAAGAGUUCAGGGGGUGUGGCUCAGGCACCGAAUGUAGAGGGAGGAGCAUUGGUAAAGGUUAAAGAAUUUGACGAAACCACAGAGCAGCAAGAAUGCCCAGUCCCGAUGUCUGAUCCAGCCACUCUUAGUGUUGCAGGUCAGUUCCAAUGGACCACAGAAGAAGGGGGACAAGGAAGAGGAGGAAUAGCAGUGGAGGAAGAGAAACAAAAAGACGAAGAUGUCCCAGCUUCAGAUGAUACUAUUCGAAAUGAAAGUCCAAGAGAGAUUCCAGAGACACCCCCAUCUUCCAACAAGAGCUCAGACCCUCGAGAGGACACAAGCUCUGGCUCUCCUCCUUCUGUCCAAAGACCACAACUAACGAAAAAGGUAUCCCUUGAUCCUGAUCCUAUUUGGGUCUUACAUUUACUGAACAAACUAGAGAAGCAGUUUAUGACACAUUACGUUGAUGCCAUGGCUGAGUUCAAGGUACGCUGGAACUUGGACAACAAUGAACAGCUCGAUGCCAUGAUAGCUGAACUAAAAGAUGAUGUGCAAAAUAGGAUAAAAUUAAGCAUUGACAGGGAACUGCGGAAGAUCCAUGGUCGGGCUGGAAGACCUCGACCGCCCAAAGAAGCCUUGUCACGAGAAUCGACCGCACAAACAGAAACAAAGCGGAGGAGAUUAAGGGUAAUGCGCAAUCAAUCUAUUGAUAACCAAGAUGAUAAAAGCAAUGAUGCUACAGGCACUUCUUUCAGUGAUCAACGGAGUGAUGAUGAGUAUUGCCCUUGUGAAACAUGUGUAAAAAAGAAAUUGGAAUUGGGCCCACUGCUUCCUGCAGAAGUCUUGCAUACUGCUCCAGUUAUGGUGGCUUUUGAUUUGAAGUCAAUUCUUCAGUUGAAAAGGGACCCUUCCCCAAAGACAGGUGGCACUGAAACUAUUCAUGAAGCCAGAGUAGUAAAAACUGGUGUUUUACAUGGUUGUGAUCUGAAGUCAGUUCAUCAGCUAGAAAAGGAGAUUCCUCCAAACAUACAAAAAACCGAUGAUAUAAAUGACACCAAAGGUCUUGAUGAAGCCAAAGCAGCAAAGAAUCUAGUGGAAAAUGUUAUCAAUGGGGCUAAGAAGGUGGUUAAGGGAUCUUCAAAAUUGAAAGAACUCGAUGAUGAAAUGGGUAAUGGAGCUGACAUUGCAGAAGUUAAGAAAGAAGUACAAGAGACAGCUAAAGAUGAAGCAGAAGGAGAGGAGGAAGCUGAAUCAGAAAUAGCAGAAGCUGAGACAGUGGAACAAACUGCUGAAGCAGAGGAAGCAUUAGUUCACAAGGCAGCUUUUAAUAAAGUAGUUGAAGAGGAGGAAGCUAAAACAAAUAAAGCUGAAGCAGAAAAAGCUAAGGAAACUGCAGAAAUAGGGGAUUCAGCUGAUGAUAACACAGCAGCAGAGGAAGAUUCUGAAGAAGAAACUGUAGACCCUACUGAGGAUGCUGAAACAACAGCUGAAGAUGAAAUUACUGGAAAGGAAACAGCUAAGGUAGUGGCAGAUAAAGAGGGAAAAGAAGAUGAAGCCACAGAAGAAGAAAAAUAUGAAGCAGAUAUUUUGAAUACAGCAAGAUCAACAGCUGGAGAAAAGGUGACAAUUGAAGCUGAGACAACUGACGUUGAAACUGCAGAGACAGCUGAGGAUGAAGCAGGCGAUGAAGAUACUUCUGAAGUAAAGGUAGCAGAAGAGGAGACUUCCGAAGCUGAAAUAGAAGAAGCAGAAACAGCGGAAGCAGAAACAGCAGAGGAUGAAUCGGAAGUAGACAGAUCUUUUGAGGCAGCUGAUUUUGAAAUGUCAGAGGAGCAUGAAGCUAGAGGUGAAACUGCAGGAGAAGAAGAGUCAGCUGAAGCAGAGACAGCUGAAAAAUAUACUACAGGAGAAGAGGAAGCUGAAAUUGACACAUCAGCUGCAGAAGAGACAGCUGAAGACGAAGCAGUAGAGGAAGAAGUUGCUGAUGCUGAGAAACCUAAAGCUGACAAAGUAGUAGGGGUCAAGGAGUUUGAUGAUGCAGAAGUUGCCAGAGAAGACCAUACUGCUGGUGACAAGAAAGAGGAGACUGCAGAAGAUAAUGCAGAUAUAGAGGCAGAGGAGACCAAUGGCAAGGAAAGCACUGAAGCAGAAUCUCCAGAAGAAGAGGAGAGUGUUGAAGCUGAAACUGAAGGUAAUGAAACAGCAGAAUUAGAAAGUUCCAAAGCAGAUUCUGCUGAAGAUGAAACUGCCAGAGAAGAUGAUACUAUUGGAGUGGUAAGUGUUGAGGCUGAUACAGAAGGUGAAGAGGAGACUGCUGAAGCUGAGGCAGUUGAAGAGGAAUCAGGAGAGGAGGAAGCUGAGGCAGAGACUACUGCAGAAGAAGCAGAGACAAUAGCAGAGGAUGAUGCAGAAGCUGAAAUGACUGAUGAGGAGACCUCUGGAGUAGAGGCAGUUGAAGAGGAAGUGGAGAAUGCUGAAGCUGAGGCAGUAGAGUCAGAUACUGUUGUUGUGACACCAGGGGAAGAGGAUGGUGAAUCUGAAACAGGAGUAGAGGCAGCUGAGGCUGAGGCAGCUGAGGCUGAAUCAGGAGAGGAGGAAGCUGAGGCAGAGACUACUGCAGAAGAAGCAGAGACAAUAGCAGAGGAUGAUGCAGAAGCUGAAAUGGCUGAUGAGGAGACCUCUGGAGUAGAGGCAGUUGAAGAGGAAGUGGAGAAAGCUGAAGCUGAGGCAAUAGAGUCAGACACUGUUGUUGUGACACCAGGGGAAGAGGAUGGUGAAUCUGAAACAACUGGAGACAAUAUUGCAGGAGCAGAGGAGGCUGCAGAAACAGCUGAUUCAGAAGAUUUUGAAGAAGCAGAAGGAACAACUGAAACAUUUGAGAAUGGCAAAGGCAUAGAACAAUGUGAAGAGAUUGCUGAAGAAGAGGAAGCAGAUCAAGACAAAGCUGGAGAGAAGAAUGCUAAAGCAGAGACGGCAGAAGAUGAAAGUCCAGGAGAAGAAGAGUCAGCUGAAAAUGAAAGCGGCAGAGAGGAGGGGAAUGCUAAAGCAGAGACGGCAGAAGAUGAAAGUCCAGGAGAAGAAGAGUCAGCUGAAAAUGAAAGCGGCAGAGAGGAGGAGAAUGCUAAAGCAGAGACGGCAGAAGAUGAAAGUCCAGGAGAAGAAGAGUCAGCUGAAAAUGAAAGCGGCAGAGAGGAGGAGAAUGCUAAAGCAGAGACGGCAGAAGAUGAAACUCCAGGAGAAGACGAGUCAGCUGAAAAUGAAAGCGGCAGAGAGGAGGAGAAUGCUAAAGCAGAGACAGCAGAAGAUGAAAGUCCAGGAGAAGAAGAAUCAGCUGAAAAUGAAAGUGGCAGAGAGGAGGAAAAUGUUAAAGCAGAGACGGCAGAAGAUGAGUCUGCCAAAAAUGAAACAACUGCCAAUGAAUCAGCUGAUGUUGAAACAACCAGUGAUGAGUCUGCACCAGCUGAUGAUAAAAUGGCAAGAGAAGAUGAGGAGAGUGUAGAUGAAACAGCUGAAAGAGAAGAACAGACAGCUGGAGAUGAAACGGGAGAUGAGGAAACUGAAAAUGCAGAAAAAGUGUUAGCAGUAGCUGAAACAUUAGCCAAACAAGGGACUGCCAAAGCAGAGGACAAAGAAUUACAAACAAAGGGAGCUAAGGAGCCUCAAAUAGAUGAGGAAAAAGAGACAGCAGAUGAGUCAAACGUGGAUGGGGAAACAACAGAUCAAGACAUUGCAGAUGCGGGAGUCACAGAAGAAACAGAGACAAGUAAAAUAAACGAAGGGGCCAUUGCAAAUGGAAGCCAUGACCAAGCUGAUGAUGUCAUUGAGGGGUUUGAAAAAGAAGAAGCGGAAACCACGGAAGGCAUUGACACAGCCAAUGAAGAGGAUCCCUGCGAGGACUUUGGGUACUCGGCUGAUGGAGGGGAUGAAGCUGAGGAUGAGUCUGAGCUGGAAGUGUCAGCAGAUGAGGGAGAACAAUCAAAGGUGCCUGCUAUCAGGAAAGACAAUGUUGAAGAAACUGUUGAAGAAACUCCAGUGACCUCAUUCGAUGCCUUGGCUAGAGCUGAGUACUCAGAAGAUGGAGCCUAUGCUGAUGUUGAAGAUUCAGAUACAGAAGUCAACAAUGAUGAGGACAGUGAGAAUCCUGUUGAGGAGACACCUGUUAACGAGUUCAAGGGAGAAGUUGAAAAAACAAAGGAGGAAGGUGGGGGGGAGAUUGAGGAUGAGCAGGAAGUUGAAGAGACUCCAGUUGAGGAGCUAAAGGAAGAAGAUGUGGAGCAGAAGAAGGAAGUUGAUGAGGAGCAGGAAGGCGAACAAGCAGUAAACAAAGCCACUGACGAGGAGGAGCAGCAAAAUGGGGAGAAAGAAGAGAAAGGGAUGGAGCAGGAGGAGACUGAAGCUAUGGAGGAGCAGGUGGAGACUGAAGCUAUGGAGGAGCUGGAGGAGACUGAAGCUAUGGAGGAGCAGGAGGAAUUUGAGGAAGAGAAGGAGCAAGUGGAGGAAGUUGAAAAUAAGUCCACUCCUGAGGAAGCCCCAGAUGAUAAGACUAAUGCAGACAUCACAGGCAAAGAUCAAGCUAAACACAACCGAGAUGGCCAUGAACUUUCUGGGUCAUGUGAAGCGAGCCUACAUAGCCAGCCUACCAAGUCUUCCAUAGAAUCCCAACCAGGUUCACUGGACGAAGUUCUGGAUGAAGCAUCAGACAGAGAGUCCAAAAGUGAAAAGAACCCACAGAUAGAAUUGAGACACCACCUGACUUUGAGGAGCAACCAGAUGUACCCUACAGACACAGAGGAUGAGAGCAGAGUGUCAGAGGUCACAGAGGCAGCCAAGAAGGUCCUUGAGCAACACAUAAUUUCCACAAAUAAGAUGAAGUCUCCUGCAAGAUCUGCCAAGUCCAGCAAGGCCAAAAAAAGUAACAUUGAUCUGGAUUUCUGAGAACUGACACUUCAAAGAUCAAGUACUUAAACUGCCACUUAUCAAAGAUCAAACUGCCACUUGUCAAAGAUCAAGUAAUAAAUAGUGAUCCAUCCCUUAACUUAAUAUCGAUCAAUCACUUUAUUAAAUUAUGAUAAAAGCACUUUAUUUCAGUAUUUCUACUGUGAUUGCACAUCCCAGGGCACAGGAAAGGUAUGUACAAAUUGAAACUUGAACUAUGCAAUGUAAUGAAUUACUUGACUAAAUGUUAUAGUCACAUAACGAAAACUAUAUAUAUAUUUACCUUUACCUUUAAUAUAUAUAUAUAUUUACCUUUCUGGAAUAAUAUUCAUUUUUAUUGUUAAUUUUUACAACCUAUGUUUGUGGUAGUGCAAUAAUGAUCUCCAACUAUAAUGCAUAUAGUUAAUAAUUAUUUAAAUAAACAUUUGUAUAUUCUACUCAGCUAUAAGCCUUAGCCCUGAGGAGCUACAAUGAACUGCAAUUGGAGCAGUAGUUACAUAUAAUGUACAAUACUGUAUAAAACAUGAAUGUAAACUUGAAUGUAAAGAAUAUCCCAAGCACAAUUAAUGCAUAUUUUGUCAGUAUUUUAGGAUGAUAUAUGUACAUUGUUAGUGGACAGUGUUGACUUUAAACAACUGUCAGGAAGGUGGAAGCUAUAUAUUCCAAGUGUAUGUGAGUAUGUAUGAAAGAGGACUUAGAAUGUGUGUGUGUUUUUGACUAUAAGCAAUUGAGCUAAAUCAAUUACUUUUAUUUCAAUCAGAUCGCUUCGGCUUUGAAUAAUCAUCAUGUUUUUGAAAUAAUAUUUAUUUUUUCUAGAAUAAUACUUUUUUGACUGUCAAUUUAUUAAUAGCUUAGUAUAUCAGUAUAUCAACUACAGCACUAACACACUUGUCAGGAAAACAUUUUAUUUAAUUCCCUUUAUUUAUUCCAUGUCACAAAAACUACAUUCCAGUUUAUCUAACUAUUCAUCUAGCCUAAUGAGAUCCACUUAAAAUGAUUCCUUCCGAUCCUUGUUAUAAUGGUCUGUUAACUGUGAGUAAACAUAUAAUAAAUUAUUUCAGAUAUUCAAACGAUGAUGGGGAAUCACAAUUUACAGAAUGUAUGGAUGUCAUUGAUAAAAUAAAAGAUAAUUAAGAAAAAUAAUUGUUCCUUUUUUUUUCUUUGUGCAUUCAUUUCUUUUUAAAUGUUUCCCCUACUGACGGUAUUUGAAGAAAGCUGGCAGCAACCCACCGGACAAAUAAAUACAUUAACACACUACAAAACAUUCAAUCUAUCACUGCC
Molecule: messenger RNA, 15125 nt
Organism: Esox lucius (northern pike)
Lineage: Eukaryota; Metazoa; Chordata; Actinopteri; Esociformes; Esocidae
Product: RP1 like 1
Exons: 4
Coding region: 348-13844 (4498 amino acids)
Biological process (GO): intracellular signal transduction; axoneme assembly; retina development in camera-type eye
Cellular component (GO): axoneme
Source: RefSeq, a predicted model, not a curated record